AUGGCGGCAGCAGUGACAGAUAAGGCGGCAUGGCAGAAUGAGCGAGUGUUGAUGUUGAAAGCAGGGAAGUGGGCUGUGGAGAAUGAGGUGAAUUCGUUGAAGCACGCCCUGGACGAUGUGCAAGCGAGGGAGACAAAUUUGGCGGCAGUGAAAGGGGAGGUGACUUCAGUGAAAAGAGAGGUGACUGCAGUGAAGGGAGAGGUGACUGCAGUGAAGAGAGAGGUUGCAGCAGUGGAGGGAGAGGUGACUGCAGUGAAGGGAGAGGUGACUGCAGUGAAGGGAGAGGUGACUGCAGUGAAAGGAGAGGUGGAUGCAGUGAAGGGAGAGGUGGAUGCAGUGAAGGGAGAGGUGACUGCAGUGAAAGGAGAGGUGGAUGCAGUGAAGGGGGAGCUCGCUGCACAAGAGGAAGCUAUGUUGGAGCAAUGGGAUAUGGCUGGGAGAAGAAUGGAAUCAGACAUGAAGCUGAAUAUUGAGUUGGAAAUGAGGGAGAGUGAAGGCGAUCGGAAGAAAGCAUUGAAGGCGAUUAAGGCAGCAUCACAAGUGACCCAGUUGAAGCUGAGUAAUCUCAACAGCCUCUCCCGCGACAUCCUCCACCUUGUGUCCACCAUGACCCACCUGACGCGCAUUGACUUGACCUCUAGCUCAGGCUUCAGUGCAGAGGGCAUCAAGCACCUCUACAGGCUGCCACGACUUUCGAAGCUAGACCUAGGUGGCACAGUCGUCUCAGACAGUGCCUUGGAAGGCAUUGGAUCCUUGACCAGUCUCGAAACCCUCUUCCUCCACCGGACCAAGGUGACCGAUGCUGGCCUCUCGCACUUGACAGGUCUUUCCUCUCUCAAAGUGUUAUGGCUGUCUAAGUGCGGGGGUGUGAUGAAUGCUGGUAUGGUGCAUGUGGGGAGGCUGACAGGCCUUGAGAGGCUUGAUUUGGAUGGCACAGCAGUCACGGAUGCUGGGCUGCAGCAGCUGACUGCCCUGACCAAGCUGACAGAACUGUGGAUGCCAUUAGGGGGUUGCCUUCAAAACGAUGGUUUACGCAGACUGAUAAGUAGGUAG
Closterium sp. Yama58-4 is the source of this 1053-nucleotide messenger RNA. The record is from the annotation of a GenBank genome assembly. NCBI's taxonomy places the organism in Eukaryota, Viridiplantae, Streptophyta, Zygnematophyceae, Desmidiales, Closteriaceae.